Aspergillus calidoustus is the source of this 360-nucleotide messenger RNA. NCBI's taxonomy places the organism in Eukaryota, Fungi, Ascomycota, Eurotiomycetes, Eurotiales, Aspergillaceae. The record is from the annotation of a GenBank genome assembly.
AUGAUCUGGAACAUCUUCGAGGGCGGCUCGCUUUUCACUGGUCAAGACCCCGAGUUCAAGACAUACCGAAGCAGAGCGCAUCUUGCGGAGAUGAUAAAUCUGCUUGGCCCUCUCCCACCUGAUUUCAUUGCACGAGCCAACCAGAGAGAAAAGUUCUUCACGGACGGCGGUGAAUUCCGCCACCCAAUUUUACUGCGUGACUUGAACCCUGUUGACAGAAGAGAGACAGCGCUUGAAGGCGAGGAUAAGGAGAGCUUUCUGCAAAUGAUGCGGCGGAUGUUGCAGUGGGACCCGGAGAAGCGCGGUUCUGCCAAAGAGCUUGCUGAGGAUGAAUGGAUUCGGAAGCAGAUUGGCCUGUGA